CGAGGACCUCGGCGGCUGCGCGCGCCAGGGCUGGAGCCAAGAUGGAGCUUUCGGCGGUGGGCGAGCGAGUGUUCGCGGCGGAAUCGAUCAUCAAGCGGCGGGUGCGGAAGGGCCGCAUUGAGUAUCUGGUGAAAUGGAAAGGAUGGGCUAUCAAGUACAGUACUUGGGAGCCAGAGGAGAAUAUCUUGGAUGCCCGUUUAAUCGCGGCGUUCGAGCAAAGAGAGAGGGAGCGGGAGUUGUACGGACCGAAGAAACGAGGCCCCAAGCCCAAAACCUUCUUGUUAAAAGCCCGCGCACAAGCUGAAGCUCUGAGGAUCGGGGAGAUGCACUUCUCGGUGAAGCCGGGCCCUGGCAGCGCAGCCUACAAGUUGAAGAAGAACAUCCGCCGUUGCUACCGGCCGCCGUCCAAGCGGGGCCUGGGCCGGGCCGAAACCCAGCCGGCGGGCCUGAGCGGGCAGACUCGGCCCGCGCUCCCGCUGCCAGAGAGUGUGCGGAUCGUCAACCGCAAGGUGGACCCUCGUCGGCGGAAGCGGGGACGUAUCAUCCUCAACCUGAAGGUUAUUGACAAAGGCACCAAGGCCCUGGGCAAGGCCAAGGUCCCCUCUCGCAAUCGGGUCAUCGGCAAGAGCAAGAAGUUCAGCGAGAGCGUCCUCCGCACGCAGAUCCGCCACCUCAAGUUCAACAGCUUCUCCGUCUACGACAAGUCCUUCCAUGCGCCUGCUCCCGGCCGCGGCAGGGUGGCGGAAGGGGACCCCGGCACCUCCCGCGCUGAGCCGCCCUCGCCCCCGGCCUCUGCUCCCCGUUACCCUGGCGACCCUGGCCCCCGGCCGGGCUUGGAGUGGCCGGGCCCCGGGGGGGAGAGGGGCGGUGGUGGGGCCAAGGCCCCUGCCGAGACCCCCAGUCCAGCUGUGCCUGACUGGCGGGAGGCCGAGGCGCUGGACCUCUCCCUGCCCCCAGAGUCGGCCGCCGCUGCCCGUCGGCCCCCACCCCCGCCGCCGACACCCCCAGCUGAGCCCGAGGUGUCGGGCUGGAGGCCCCAGAUGUCGCCCUGCUCCAACGUGGUGGUGACAGACGUCACCACCAACCUGCUCACCGUCACCAUCAAAGAGUUCUGCAGCGCCGACAACUUCGUCAAGGCCCCUGCUGUAAAUAAGUAAACCUCCCCCCACCCGUCCUCACCCCGUCACUCCCCCUCCCGGAAAUCCUCAUCACACUGUCCUCCCAAAGGGUCCAGCACUCCUGCCUCACACAAUCCUUCCCUGCAUCUGGGUGAGAGGUUGCCUCCCAUUGAAAUGUUGUCCAGUAUCAUUCCUUGAUGUUUUCUUUCCCCUUCUCUCUAUCUCUGCGUCUGCCUCUCUGUGCCCCUCCUCAUUCUAUCCCACUUCCUCUCUCCCUCAUGGCCUCACUCUUUUACUUUGCCUCUGCAUCUCAUUUGCUGUUUGUUGGUCAACGUGGUUUUCUGCCUGUUUCUGUCUCUCUCUAUCUCUCUCCCUCCAUCUUUGUGUGUGUGUGUGUCCCUUCCUCUUGUUCUCUCUCCCUUUUCUCUGCCCCUCCGCCUAUCUCUUCCCCCCCCAUGUUUCCCAAUCUAUCCCAUAUUCCGCUCCCUUUCAAUGUCACAACCUUGUGCUUCUCUUUCUCUGCUUCUGUUUGUGUGUGUGUGUGUGUGUGUCCCCGUGUGUCCCUCUCUCGUUAUUUAUUCACCUUUGCUCUACCCAUUUCUCUCCCCAUCUCUCUUUCUCUGUUUAUCUCUCUGCCUUUGCCUCUCUCCUGUCUUUUUGCAUUUUUCUCUCACCCACUUUCUCUGCCUCUCCAUCUAUCUGUACCCUCCCCCCCCCCCCCCCCAUGUUUCUUACUUUAUUGCAUAUCCCACUCCCUGUCUCACAACUUCAUCCUCGGACCCCUCCACCUUUCACAUCUUCCAUCCCACCUGUCUUUUCCUUCCCUCACCGCUCCCCCUACGCUCGAGGCCCAUUUUUUUUGUGGGUCUUGUGACCUCCCCAGUUGCCCUAUCUCCCAUUCCCUCCCCUCCUCGUCUCUUGCUCGACCGCCUUCACUGUCCCCGUCUCCGAGUUCACCGGCCAGCGGCAGCGCCGGAACUGGACCCUCUCCCCUCCCUUGUCGUUCCCUCCGAGCUCUCGCCCGCAUUAUAGGUACUGGCUUCUCUUUCCGCACCUCGUAGUGUUAGAGCUCUGGACUCUGCAGGAACUGGGAAGCAGUGAUGGGAAUUCCUGGGAAUGCUGAGCUACCAUUUCAGCCCUGCCUGUUUUGACAACUUUGUGAGGCCUCUUUAAUUUUUGCCACUGUUUUUGUUAGUAAUAUAAAGCGUACAACAGCCACUUUAAAAGGUGGAACGAAUCUACCUUCUAUCUCUGAGCACCAGCACCACAGGCUGGCUAAAUAUCUUUCCAAAGCCCUUUUUUAAAAAAAAUGGCAUGUAAUUUUUUUUUUUCUUAACUUUGCAAAUAAUUUUAUUAUAAGGAAAAGCAAAAAGCACUAGUUAGAACUCUUAGCACAGGGAGGGGUGUGAUGGGCUUGGAAAGCGAUCGGUGUGGAGUUGUGGAUUGGGAGGGGGUUUUGGUGAGAAGAGGGAGGGAGGGAGAGAAGGAGAGGGUGCACAUUGUUCCUGCGGGCUGGUUGGCAGAGUGGCGGCCAGAAUCAUUGUCCGCUCUCCCCUCCCAGCCUACUUGACCGAUGUGUAUUAGCUGUUGUCACCGCGGCUCCUUUGUGGGAGUUUGUGUGCCGUGGAUCUCUGAGGGAGCCUUUUAAGCCUUCCCGUCUUCCCACGGUGUCCCUGGAAUUCCAAAGCCUGGUGGUGUGAAACUGCGCAAUGCCUUCAGACUUUUUGAUCCCCGGUCCGUUCGGAAGUGUUUGGGGGGGUGGGUGGGUUGUGGUGAGGGGAGGGAAGUUGUCCCAAGGUUCCUGUAGGCCCUGUUGUCUCAAGACCGCUGCGAUCACCUGGCUCGCACGAUCUCCGGGCAACCACUGCUUUUAUCGGGCAUCGUAGUUACUGUGGUCAGGUGAUCGGGGCUCAUGUUGCGGGAGUUGGGCCUACUCUGACAGGGCAUGAGGCUGCCCGCUGGCUGCUCCUUAAAUUCCGGAUGCACGCUAAAGGCAGAAGCAAAAUGGAGGUAGGCAGUGGGGGUUCAAGUGGUGGUGAUGGGGGGGGGGGGGUGGGGGGCUGUGCUUGAAUUCUGUUUGAUGUUACAAAAUAACGUCAUAAAAGGUACUCGUGGCCCUUGGGGCCUGUUCUAGUCCAGCAAACCCAUUAGGAUCACCUGCCACUUUUCCCAGAACUUCCAAAUCUUCUUUUGGCACAGAUCACCUUAAUUUGGUGAAUUCCAGACCAUAAUGACCUAAAUGUCCAUUUAAAAACAAAAUCCCCACUGUUCCCCCCAGUCCCGUAUGCAAAUGUGAGUUAGGAAUACUCUGUCGCUACUUAUUCCAAAGGUCUUGAACGCUCCGAUCAAAUCUCCCACCCAAGAACUUCAAUUCCCGCCUCGCCAGUCUGAAGUCCAACCUGGACAGGAGACACCGAAUGAAGUAAUUCUGAUGCCCACAAGCUUCGGCAGUCAGUGAAGCAAAAGUAUGGGGUGAGGCGGUGGCACCUUGUGGAAUGGAUGGAGAGCGGAGCAGUGGUUUCUGGCCCCUGUAGGUGCUUCAGUGGGCGGUUACUGUAGUACAGAGGGGAGACACCAUUUUUGUGGGGCUUUAAUGGCAAGUUUACGUUGGGCCAGGUGUGGUGGGCAGUCUGCCUCCGGGGGCAGAUAUAUCCGGACCAAGGAAGCCCACUGGCCGCUGAGCUUCCAGGGGCACGGAGGGCUGCAGAUGGUGGACUCUGGGGCAUGGAGCACACCGCGGAAGGGUACCUCAGCAGGCCAAGCGGCUGGUGAGGGGAGUGGAAUUGUCGCUGUUUCGGAAUGAGUGUCAACCCGAGGCAAGACUCACUCCUCCUCUCUCUCUCUCCCCCCCCCCCCCCAACGGAUGCAGCUCGACCUGCUGAGCUCCUCCAGCGGUUUAUUUUAGACCAGAAGAUAGAGGGGCAGAACGAGGCCAUUUGGCCUGUCGAGUCUGCCCCACGAAUUUGGCUUCUUCCAUCUGUCCCUGCCUCCAAGACAGAGUAGUGGGAGCUGUUUGUGGCGGUAUCGAAUUGUUCCUCCUUUGAAUGUGGAAGGUACUAUCAUCAGUGACAGAUUUUAAGAUGUAUUAGAUGGUAUGUGUGUCUGGCUGGCACAGGUACUGUGUUGGGGGCGGGGGCGGGGAGUGGAUGUAUGAUUCAGGAGUUGGCCUGGGAGUACUACGGAUGGCAGUGUACAAGAAUCUUGGUGAAGGCAUUAUCAGGAUGUCCAGUCCUCCGUUCUCUCAGCUCUGUGCAGAGUCUGAUUGCUUGGGAUGUGAAUGGAAACCCAGCACUUAGCGGCCACUUUGCUAGGCACACUAACACCUGCUGCUGUAGCCCAUCCCCUUCAAGGCCUGGCGCAUUAUGUGUUCAGAGGUGCUCUGCUACUGUAACGUGUGGUUAUUUGAGCACCAGUCUGACCGUUCGCUGACCUUUCUCGUUAACGACAAUUUUGCUCACUGGAUUUCUUUUUUUUUGUUUUUCGCACCAUUCUCUAUAAACUAGAGACUGUUGUGCGUGAAAAUCCCAGGCAGUCAGCAGUUCCUGAUCUCCUCAAACCUCCCUGUCUGGCACCAACAGCCAUUCCGUGGUCAAAGCCACUUAGAUCCCAUUUCUUCCCCCAUUCUGAUGCUGGGUCUGAACAACAACUGAGCCUCUUGACCAUGUCUGCAUGCUUUUAUGCAUUGAGUCACUGCCACCUGAUUGGCUGAUUAGAUAUUUGCAUUAACAAGCAGGUGUACCUAAUAAAAUGGCCACUGAGUGCACUUUCUAUGAUCAAGAUUAAAUUUGUAAAUGUGGGCAGGGGACUUGCUGGGUUUAUACAUCUCAGGGUGCCUGAUUGGACUCUUUGCACCCUGUGCAAAGACUCAGCUUACCUCGGAUUGGAUUGUUGCUUUGGGCUCUGGAUGCUCUAAGGUCUCUUCGGAUUGGUUGAUCUGUGAGCGAUGUGAUAAUAUUCUUUGACCUUUUGGGAGUUUUGGCUAGCCCAGUCCUCGAGCGUUCUCGGAGUGAGUGAGUAUACACGUGCGUUUGUGUGACUGGGUCCUGUUCAUCUCCCUGCUAUGCUGGAGGGAGCAUUGAAGUAAAAACUGUCACUGCAUUGGAGCGGAGUUGGGGGGGGGGGGGCGAAAAUAGGGCACACGCAACGCUGUGAUAACGCAAAUGCUGGCGGUACUCAUCUGGCGAGGCUGCGACUGGGGGAUGGGAAGCGGUAACAUUCCAGGGCGGUGGCCUCUCAUCAGUACUGCGACGUUGGCUCUUGUUUCCUCUCUGCACGGACGCUGCCUGCCUUGCUGAAUAUCGUCACUAUUUUCUGCUUUAAAUAAUUAGUUUUUCUUUGAGGAUUACUGUUAUACAAGGGAUGGGUCAGUGGAGUCUACCUGUCGCCCCAUCUUUCUCCUUGAGGUGAAAUGCACUCUGAAGGCUCUGGCGUUCCGGUAUGGGAGCAAUCAUGCUGCUGCUAUUGUGAUAAUGGAAUCCUUCGAGUGGGUCGGGCCCGCUCCUAAUCGUGACAUUCACCUCCUUUUCCUACCCUGGAAGCGUAAGAUUGGUAAAUAUGACUGGUAGAUCAAGUGUGUGGUUUUUUUUUCAGUCUGAAAUUUGAAGAGAUGCAGUUGGAUGCGACAGCAUUUUUAUUUUAGUGAGUUGCUGGUGUGAAUAGUUAAUUUUUGCAACAGAUUUUAAAAUAAUUAUAUAUGUAUAUAUCGUGACAUGUUUGGGGUGAGAGAGAGUUAAGUUUUGUUUCUGCUCCUGUUUGUGUGCGCGCGUGCGUGUGUGUGCGCGUGCACGUGUGUGUGUGCGUGCGUGUGCGCGUGUGUGCGUGCGUGUGCGUGUGUGCGUGUGCGUGUGCAUGCAUAUGUGCGUGUGUGUGCGUGUGUGUCUGAGGUGACCCUCGGCCCCAAGAACCCUUUUUCUUGUAUUGAGCAGUUUGGAAAGCGGAGUGCUGUCCGUGGCGUGUUGCCUUGGCUCUCUGUCUCCGGGAGCGUUGUCGGGUUUGGAGCGCACCCCGACGCCGCUGCUGGAUGCGGCCUGUUGGAAAGGAGUCGGCGACUUGCGACCGCUGCGCGCGUCUCUGACUGGAUUCGACCGGAAGCAGGGAGAUGUCAGAAAAGUAGGAAUUCUGAAUGUAACAAAACUCCGUAUGUAAACACUAAUUAAACAUGCCGUCGGGCAGUAUCCGCAAUAUUAAUUAUUAUAAAGAGCAGCAGAGAUUUCCUAUCUAUCUAAUAGCUGGUUGUAAAUACUAUCUGGUUAUAUGUAUAUUCAUUUGUUCAAAGAACAAUCUGACUAUCUUUGACUAAUUAUGUUCCAUUUGGGCAGUUCUUUGCAUUUUACAAAGAUGUGAUUCUGUAGCAGGGCUAUCUUCCUGCCAGUAUAUAUCUGACCCAUCUAUGAGAUGGAGGGUGCUGAGCUUGUAAUUAUCAAGGGAAGUGCCCAGUUCUGAGAGAGUAGGGAAAUGCAGCUGUCUUCCUGGUGUAGGUAUUUGUUACUUAUGCGCGGAGCAAGGUCCACAGUAGAGUUGUAGGUUUAAAUGUUUUUUACUGGGUCAUUAGCUGCGGUCAAUGCUGGGUAGCUUGUGUGAGGACCAUCAGGGCCAGCCGAGACCAAAAAAGAAAUUCGCCCUUGAAAGACGCGCAAAUAAAAAGAGUUUCUCGUGUUCGUCGGAGGCCCAGUCGAUUGAUCAGUCGGUUCAAUGCACACUUUUCACCUUGGAAUCGAUCCUGUACGCUUCAGUAUUCUGACGGUCAGUCGAGAGCUCCAUGGGUUAAUGGCAAGCCUCAUUCGUUCUAUGCCUCACACGCAGCUGGUGGUCAGGGUAGCAAAGUCCGUCCGCCACCUCUACUGGGGGUCCUCAUUCCUGCCUCGGCAGUACGGCACCAAGUUGUCUUUUGUCCUUCAUCUUGCCAAUAGCUUCCUUUCGGUUUUUACUGCCGUCACUCAUGCAAAUCCCGGGCGGAGCCUCAAGGAUACCAUCGCACGCAGAUGUAGGAUUUUGCAUUGCUGUGCCUGAAACGUUUUGUUCUGACCAGUCAGUUAUUAGUCCUGUGCUGGACCACCAAACCUGGUGGACCACUCUUAGUCUGCCCUUUUUGACAACGCUGACCCUACCAAGAGUCAAACCACAAGGCCCCGACUCCAGCCAACAUAGUUCUCCAAGUCAUCGAGGCACGCAAGCCUCCAAACCCUACGACAAGGUUGUGGUCCACUUGGAGAAGUGAUGGAGGAACAGUGAUGUAUUUCCAAAAUGGGGGUUGGGGGGCGGGGUGCAUGACUGGGCGGGACGCCUGCGGACGACGGUGUCCGCCUUGGCAAGCUUCUCGUUGUCUCCUGUGGUAGAAGGUUUGUGUUUCAAAGAUACUGUGUUGAGUGGCGGAGGGAGGGAUUGUUUGGCAGUGUGCGUGUGGUCAAGCAGGCUACUUUGUCCUGGGUGACGUUUGGAGUUGCAUUUGUCCGGGCAAGUGGGCAGUGUUCCUUCGCUCUGGUGUAUGUGCAGAUAGUGGAGAGGUUUGAGUCGACAAGAGGUGGGUUGGUUCUCUUCGCCGCGGUCUAUUUGGGGCUGGUGGAGUUGAGUUUCUGGGUCUCUGAUAACUCCAGGGAGUGGAUGAACUCUGUGACGGUAAUGGCAUCGAAAGUCAGACUCGCUUGUUGGGCGAGGGCACGUUCAGAGCGUGAAUGUUAGCGCGCACAGCUCACCAACUCCACCCCUGCACGAUGUCCUGGCCUUGCCACGUGCGGACGUGGGCUGCUUUGUUUUUGCUGAGGAUUCUGUGAAGGGAAUUGAGCACUGCGUGAUCACCAGUGGCCAUCCCUGCUUACGAUGGAAGGAGGAUCACUGGGGAAGUGGUUGAAGAUGGUUUGGUGUGGGAUCCUGCCCUGAGGAGCUUUGUGAAUUAAUACCCCCUGUGACUCUGGCCCCCUCAGAGCCCCUUGCCUACAACCCUCCCAGCCUUCCUUUGACGCAGUGUUCUUUGAUGUCGAGGCAAUCAUUCCUCUCUGGAAUUUCAAAUUCGAAGUGUGUUUAUUAUCCAGGUCUGGCUGAGGCGAGUGAAGCUGGCCAUGCUGGUCCAAGGACCCGACGGAUGUAGGGCAGCCACUGUCCCUGAACCUUGCACCUCUCGGUCGUUGGAGUAACGAGGAGAAAGGGAGUCGGGUCAGGCGCGUGCUGACGGGACGGGUUCGGGUGGGGGAUCCUGCCUGGCCUGGAACGGUGACUGAACACCGGUUCGUUACCUGCUCUCGUGCCUCGACGCUUUAAUCUGGCUCGGCGCUUCAUUCGGCACUCUCUUCUCCGGUGAUGGCCGAACUUCAUCCGCUUCCCGGUGCCAUACCUGCAUUUCUGCAGUAAGGUCCGUGUUCGGACCAAGUCUGUGAUGAGGCAUGUAGGCAUUGGCGUUCGUAAGCAGGCUGUUGGCGAAUUAGAACCGCUGAACUCCUUUCUCCGCUUUCUGCUUUGGGAAGGUGGAACCUUUGUGUGAACUUUCCUUACUGACCCCUUGCAUAACUUGCAUUUGAGCUGUCGCUGGCCUUGGACUUGCCCCAGCAUCAGAGCGAUCUUGAGCUGACGCCUGUGCUCCGCUUUGCCCUGGGGCUCUCCGGUGCGCAGUACCGACAGAGUUAGCGGUGACCUCUUUCCACAGAACUCCCACGGCACUAUUUUGAAGAAGGUGCUGUUCUUAAAAAAAGUUGCCGUUAUCACUUCCCUGUUUGUAGGAGCUUGCUGGGUGCAACCCGGCUGCCGUAUUGCCCAGAGUUAGAAUGUAGAACUGAGAAAAGUGCACUGCAGUAGUCUUCGUGCGAUCACUCCGGUGUGAUGUCCUCCUAAAGGGGUUGUCGACUCGUGGCUGUAGAGGCCGAACUGGGAUUCCCUUUAUGGUGCCCGCCUGUGCAGGGCAUUGUUUAACGUGGGGAGGCCGUGCAGAGCUGGUCUUCGACAGGUCGGGGUCCAGUGGCACAGAGGAUGACUGGUUUCCCGUCACCGCUGCAGCCUUCCUCCACCUUCAUUGCCAUUGCCGUGUGACGUCAUCUCCCGCCAGCUCUGCCGUUGAGGUCUUGGCUGGAACGUUCUACAUCUGGAGCCUCCUCCCUUGACUGUACCAUCAGUGACCCUGCAAGGAGCUGAACUCGAGAUGGCAUCACUUCCGGGAUCUCAGUCUUCCAGCACUAUGAGCUGAUGAUCCAGUCCAGAAUCUUCGGCCCGCAAUGUGGUGCCGGCCCUUUAACCUGCACUCUGAAAUCAAUCUAACCCUUUCCUCUCACAUUGCCCUCCAUUUAUCCUAUCUAAGCAUCUCUUAAUAGUACUUCAGUGGCUGUAACAGUCUUGGAACAUUGCGAUGGUGAAUUCUAAAGGGCUGUACCCUGGUGAGACGGGGCAUUAUUGACCGAGGCCGGUACUUAUUGUCCUCGAGUAGGAGAUGGUGAGCUGCUGCUUUGAACUCAGCCUUCUGGUUGGUGAAAGUAUCCUGGAAGAUUUCCAGUGCGUGGGAAGCUCCCGAGCAUCCGGGGCCGCGAGGUAUGCAGCUUGAGGGGCAACCUGCAGCCGAUGGUUCUUUAAGGAAUUUGAGUGGGGGAGGCCCGUCGUGUCCCUGAAACUGAUGUCGUCAUUGGUGUGACCGACUCAGGACCUGGUGCGACCGUGCUUGGACGAAGGAGGCAGUGAAUCGGGUGGAAGCCAGGAUCUGUGGUGGUCCCAUGGGUGGGACUGUGCUCUGAGUGCCUGGCUGUGGUGUAGGGCCUUUUCUUUGUGUGUUUGCCCACCUGAAGUGGUUUCGGCUAGUGAUAAUGUAACCCUUUCAUUGGUAAGAACGGAUCGCUCUAUCAGAGCAGUUUGGGGCUGUGUUUUGGAACCAGGAUUUUUUUUUGGGGGGUGGGGGGAAGGGAACUAAGGCAUUGUUGAAGGUUGAGCGUACAGAGCUUUAGCUACAUCCCUGUGUUUCUUUGGGAAACACUAAUAAAUCAGGAAAUAGUUGAGCUGUUCUGUUUUCAGUGUGGUUAUCCUUGACCCUCACUGAUGGCAUUAACUCCACCCCUUUGAUUCGGUUUAAGGGGCGGCCCUGUAGCGCAGCGCUAUUACAGCGCCAGUUCCCGCUGCUGUCUGUAUGUUCUCCCGGUGACCGCGCGAGUUUCCUCCCAAGUGCUCCAGUUUCCAAAGAUGCACAGGUUAGUAGGUUGGUUGUCCACGUGGGUGUAGUUGGGCGGUGCGGACUGGUUUGGCUGGAAGGGCUUGUUACCUAGGUCACUAGAUGUAGAACAAAAAGUUUGGCUUGUACUUUAGGAGUGCGAGCUUUGGCUGAGGGCUGCCACUGUUUUUUUUUCUUGAGUUUGAAGGUUGUAGGUUCAAGACCCCUCCUUCCCAGUGUAGCCUGUUGGUCAGUGCUGAAGUCUGCCUAAGGAAGGUUACCUUCCUGACUAUUCAGACUUUAAAUUGUGGUCGUAGCCCAGGCGGAGAAAAUAAAACCCGUCCCGUAGUUAACAUUAGGCGAUCAGCUCACCCCAGUAUCUGGACACAACAGUAUAUUUUUUAAAAAAAAGUUUGUGGUAAGCUCACAAACGAGCUGUAACACUAACAAAAGUAACUAGUGUGUGGAGCUACUGUUAACGGAGAGGUUGCUUCCGUGUUUUGCUCUGGACCCUGUCCUCGUGAGCACUGUGGUGUGAAUUACUUUUAAGCACUUAAGCAUUAAUUUGGCAGGAGUGUCUGUGUGUGUGUGUGUGUGUAAGCGAAUCCUGAGUGGAACACCUUGGUGAUGGGCCUUGGGAGAGGAGAGAAGCUGUUUUGGUCCAGUGUCGCUGAUAUAUCCCAUUCAGGGACCCUGUACUUGAAGCAGGGUUGAGACGCCAAGUAGCUGUGUUAACGGCUGUGCCUUUGUUAACUCUGCGUGCCUGGCAGCUAAUCCCGCCCCAAGGUUUCUGGGGCCUGCAUUUAUGGGAAGGUGGCGACAGUUCUCACUGUAAGAUAGAGGCGCAGAAUCAGGCCGUUUGGCCAUCGAGUCUGCUCCGUUGUUCAAACACGGCUAAUUCUUUUAAACCCUAUUCCUCCUGCUUUGACCUGUUUAUCAGUCAGUCUCUGCCUUAAAUACACUCAAUGACUUGACCUCCAUCACUCUCUGUGGUGACAAGUCCUGCCACCCCUCUGGGGUUGAAGGUGGCCCUGAGACUUUCUGCGGUCGGGCCCAGAGUGGGGACUGAUUGAUGCUCGGUCAAAAUCCACCUAAUGCAUCAAGUGUGGGCUGCUGACACCUCAGCCCUUCAGCUGGUAAGGUGGGGUAGUGACAGAGCCCUGAGUUGUGGUUUGGCUUGGGCCGCAGGAGGCUCUCUGUCUCCGAGGCUGGGACCUAGUGUCGAGAUGAGCUGUGGUCUAUUUCGGACUGGGAUAAGCCUUGACUUUACUGUGAGGGUGGAUGAUCUUUGGAAUUCUUACCAGAAGGAUGUGGAGGUUUGAAAAUUGCAUUCGGAAUAGUGGUCCGUAGAUUUCCAGAUAGUAAAAGAAUCGGGGGGGGGGGGGGGGGGUGGGGGAGUGACGCUAGAACAGACCACGACUCAGGGCAGGUGCGCCAAGUGUCCCAGGCAGCCGUUCCCUGACUCCUCCCUGAAUGCAAGAGUGGCCGAGUAUUCCCAUGUGUUUUCCAUAUAUGUGUACCUUGGGAACAAGCGCCCUCAACUCCCUCUCGUUCCCCUUUGUCACUCGCUGGGACCUCAGCCGGGUGCUCCACUCUGCCCUCUACUGGCCAGACAAGGUGCCAACAGCCAGGGUUAUCCUGGAGGCUCCGAUGUAAAUGGAAGCACUUUGAUUAAAUCAACCAAAGUAACCUGCACUAUAUUUUCAGGUAAUUUCAUAUAUUACGGUCCAAUACCUGGAAAGGCUUUGUGCUUUAAGCAGUUUGCGUAGAUUUUUAUAUUUACAACACAUUUAAAAGUUAGUCAUGUAUUUAAGUCGCUGCUUCUGUUGAAAUUUACGUAAUUAUUUUUCCCCUGCGUGUUGCCCAGGUCUCUCGAUCUGUCCUGAUGUGCAGUGGGUAACUCUCUUACUGUUGAUGGGUUCUGGGUUUGAGUCUUGCUCCAGAGACUGCGGUAAGGAAUUGUAAGCUGACCCUCUAUCGUGCCGAGGGAGUGCUGCACUGUUGUAGGCACGGUCUUUGUGUGUGUGUGGGGGGGUGUGGUAGGAGAAGAGACGUUAAACUGUGGCCCCGUCUGCCCAAAAGGGCAGACGUUAAAAAAAAAUCCGUUACAUUUUUCUGAAAAGCUCAGGUUCCUGGUGUCCCUGGACCUAUAAGCAGUAGAUCUGAGGAACUUAUGCAGUGUACCUGUGGACUGAUGGGUGGUGUAGUGGAAUCGGCAUUGGACUUUGAGGUGGAUGGUUCUGAGUUCGAUUCCGGCCAGGUCCCAACUUGGGCAGCAGCAGUAUCUACUUUGGUAUCUUGCCAUGAAAACCCUACGGACAGCUGCACCAUCUGUAGAGUUGCCAUGAGUUAACAACCCUGCCACAUAGUGGCUGCAGCUCAGAAGUUUUCUUGGUUUCAUCAAGACCGAAGGGUAAGCUCUUCAUGAAUCCUGAUAAAGGGUCUCGGCCCGAACCGCCAACUGUUUAGUCUUUUCCAUAGACGCUGCUUGGCCGGCUGGUGGUGUAGUGGCGUCAGUGCCAGACUUCGGAGCGAAGGCUCCCGAGUUCGAAUCCAGCCGGCUCCCUUUCCAUCCGUGCUGGGUUGAGCAUUGAGCUAGCAACUCGGCCUCGUAAAAAAUAAGAAAGCCUGCUAAGAAAGUGGCGUCCCGAUGACUCCACUCAAGAGUUGAGGGCUUUCUUCUUCUCCUAUAGAUGCUGCUGAUAAACGCUCCAGCAUUUUGUGUGUUGUCACUUUGGGUUUUCCAGUAUCGGCAGGCCUUCUGGUGUUUGUGGAAACGGGUGAAGUCUGCUUGGUGUCUCACGGUGACGUGGAGUGGCGUCUGGCCCAGGCGAGCAGCCUGUAUACAACCCCGGCUUCCAAGUUACUAAUGUGAUUGGGCUGGCGUUGAAUAGGUGGGGUGCGGCUUGUUGGGCUGGGAGGGCCAGGUAUCUCUCAAUGAGUAAUUACACGUGGAUGAGAAUCUGGAUGGAAACAAAACCCUCCAAAACAGAACUUGUGGGUGCUGGAAAUCAAAGGAAGUCACCUGGAGCACUCAGAAAAUCACACAGCAGGUGUGAAGAGGGAAGCAAUUAUUGUUUCAAAACCUGAAACAUUAAAUCUGCACAGAGGCUGCCAGGCCGACUGAGCAUUUCUUUUUAGCUCUCAUGAUGUGAGCUGGUAGACUGGGGUGGGGAUGAGGGCAGUUGGAUGGCAUAGCUCUGGGUUUUAAUCAGUUAAGCAAUCAAGCCCGUGGGACUUGGCCCCGGCCUGUUGUUCAUUGCGGUUAUCCAUCACCCUCGCUGAUGAUUGCAGUAACUUCCCCUUUGACUCGGUUUAAGGGGCAGCACCGUAGGGAGGUAGUUACCGUCGCGACAUUACGGCGCCAGUGACCUGUGUCCGGUUCCUGCUGCUGUCCGUUAGGAGUUUGCACGAGCAUCCGGUGACCACGCGGGUUUCCUCCGGGUGCUCCGGUUUCCUCCCACUCUCCAAAGACGCACAGGUUGAUUGUCCAAGUGGGUGUAAUUGGGCAGUGUGGACUGGUUGGGCCCGGAGUAUCUCUAAGUAUAGAACAAAAAGAUUGGCUUGUGUGAGGUUUUGGCUGAGGGUUGCCACUCAAAUGUUCUCUUGAGUGUAGCCUAUUGGUCAAUGCUGAUGUCUGCCUAACGAAGGUUACCUCCCUGACUAUUGAGUCUUUAAAUUGUGGUCGUAGCCAAGGUGGGCAAAAAAAAAAAACACCCUGGUUACUCUAAGAGCCUUUUAGCCUGUUGGGAUCUGCUGGCAAUAGAACCACUUGAGGGGGGGCUAGAUGUGACAUGGAGAUUCCUGGAAGCCUUCUGUUAAUUGUACCAUAGAAUUUCCACCCCACCACCUUGCUGGGGUUUGUGGUGGGUGAGCAUUCAGUGGAGCUUCAGUUUGGGUGACCCUCUGAUGGCGGUGGGUGAGUGUGGUGAGGACGAGUGUGUCUGUUGGUGCUUCGGUGUUAAGAAUGGCCAAGCGAUCUUUUGGGGUUGGGGGGGGGGGAGAAUGGCGGGUGGGGCGGGGCAGGGGUGGCGAGGGCUCGGCAGGGCGAUGUCGCCACGGGACUGACGUCGGCUUGACUCCCAAGGGUUCGGGUACGGUGAAUGUGACGCUGGAUGUUGGGGAUUUGAUUAGAAUUUGGGAUUCCCCUGCUGUUGUGCGGGGAGUGUUGGGGGAAAGUCCAGAAGGGGGGGGAUAUACUGGCCAAGGCAGCGUUGGAGAGCUCCAAGUAGACAGGCAAAUGUUUCUGUAAUAAUCUUUUAUUACUUGACCGUUGAUGUGACCUUGUAUAGUAAUGACUUUCUUCGGGAAUGGCCAUCGUCACCGUUUCCCCCCCCCCCCCCGGAAUUGAUGUUUUUCUUUCAUCCCCUCAAUUUUAAUGGUUUCUCUUCCCCACCCAACUUUAAAGGGGGGGGGGUGACAUUGGGGAGGGGUCUAGUUUGCAUCCUCUGGUUAUGGUAGUGGAGGCGGGAGAGGGGUGGUGGUGUGAAAAUGGCCAGGCAGGGGCUUCCCAACUUUGGUUUUGCGCCAAGGAGCUCUACCGUUAACCAAGGGGGUCUGUGGACCCCAGGUUGGGAAUGCCUGGUCGUGGGACAGAAGCAUAAUGCAACAGUGGGUUAAAUUAAGUGUGUGGGUGCAAGGGGAGGGGUACGAUGGCAAUCCCGACCUUCCCUUCCCGUGAUGUACCAGAGGAAGGGUCCGCGAUGACCUCAGUGAACCUUGUGGUAGGUCAGUGUCGGCUGUUCCACACAGCCGACAGAAAUGCAGCAAAGGACACGGAACUGGCGGUGGGGGGUGUUCUCUGAUGAUGGAGGCACGGCCUUUGACGUCUUGAACCGUUUGUGGCAAUACAAUUAUCCGUCGACUUAUUCCCAGGGAGAGGGGAUCUCCGUUCUCUGUCGGAGCUGGCAGUGUCGACGCAGGUCAGUGUGGUUCUCUUGCCUAACUUGAGCCGAGGUUGCUGCCGACGGGAUUGGAAGGGGAGGGGAAGUGGAUUUUGGAAGGAGGCUGCGUUUUGUGGUGAUGGUGAGUCCCAACACUUGUGAUUCCUAUGCUGUCUGGGGGCCCUCCCACCACUGUGUGCUGGGGAUAUUGCAAUUGCUUGCACUGGUUAAAACUGGCUUGCUAAUACUGCCCUAGGAGUCUUGAGAUGAACUUGAUAAAGGGUAUGUUUGGUGACUGUUAUCUGUAAAACUGUGGACAGUAUAGGAUUAGUCUGUGUGCGAGAGUUAUACUGAAAAUAAUCUCUCAUCUGUCCCGUUUCUGGAUCCUGUCUGCCCAAUGAAAAAUCAGCUCUGAACAGACGAUUUUCCCCACCCCUCCCCCUUCCCCCAUUUCCUGAUAUUUGUUUUGUAAUUACUUUUUUUGUAAGGACAAUUAACAAUCGGGAAGUGUCUGUCGAUAAUGUGUUUGCUGUUCUUGCUGUUUUUUAAAAAAAUCUUUGCAUUAACAUAGGCAGCACUUGGCACUUGUGUCACGCUUUGGAAGUACAAAAUCAAUAAAUGUCACAUUCCUAAAGAAA
Molecule: messenger RNA, 15754 nt
Organism: Hypanus sabinus (Atlantic stingray)
Lineage: Eukaryota; Metazoa; Chordata; Chondrichthyes; Myliobatiformes; Dasyatidae
Product: chromobox protein homolog 6-like
Exons: 5
Coding region: 42-1157 (371 amino acids)
Source: RefSeq, a predicted model, not a curated record